Molecule: messenger RNA, 4379 nt
Organism: Aegilops tauschii subsp. strangulata
Lineage: Eukaryota; Viridiplantae; Streptophyta; Magnoliopsida; Poales; Poaceae
Source: RefSeq, a predicted model, not a curated record
GCAAAUUUGCAGAAUCCUUGGAGUGCGUCAUUGACAUGCCAACCUUUCCUCUAGGUUAACUUAGUUUAGCUUGCUCCUGUACCCCAAUAAUAGGCUGAACAUGCUGUAUUAGUGUUUUUCUAUGGGAAAAUUUUACUGCUGAAUUUGUGUGCAUACAUCCUUACAUUGCACAAUUCGAUUUUGCACCAGUUGUAUUUUGUAGCCGCUAAAAGAAGUUUCUAGUUUAACAGCAGUUAGGUGUCUCAUUUUGACUGACUUUCAUAGGCCAUCGGGUUAAUGCCAGACAAAAAACAGAGAAGGGUAUAUGAAAAGAAAAACUGGCAGCUCUUCAGUAUUACUACUAAAUAUUCAUAAACUCCUUGGCAAAGUUUUAUUUGCUAUUGAUAGCAUUCUCUACAAGCGUCGACUCUAUAUUUCCAUGCUGAGAUACUGAACCAAACUGGUUUCUACUUUUGCCUCAUUUGCCUGCAGGGUCAAAGCACCACAGCCAAAGUUGUGCAUUGGAAUGAUUCUCAUCCUUGCGUUUACGGAUUGGCGGUGCUCAUCGACAAGAUGGUCCUCUCCCAUGAUGACCAACUCCGCAAUCCGGUUUCAGAAUUUUGCUAGGUGGCUUCCUUCAACGGACAAAAAUGAGCAGCUGAGGUGUUUUUUCAGCGGUGCAACGCGGCUACAGGCUAGGAUCGGUGUACUCUUGCUCUUAAUUAAACCUUGGCCUAUAAUAUGACAUUGUUAAUAACUUGGUGUACUCUUGCUCUUUCCUUGAAGAAAGAAUAGCAGUGUCAUAGCUUGGCUUUGUCAUGAAAUUGCCAAGAUUUAGUGUACACACCAUAUGCCAGUCAAAAUGUUAAGCCUCGAUUAGCACUGUGCUUUUCUUCAGCAAAAGCCCAAUAGAGCAUCAGAGAAGAAGAAUGUUCACUUUAUCCUCUCUUUAUUUUGCAUGUUACUCCCAUCGCCAUCAUAAUACCCAGUAUGAUGUUCUUGCCCCUGCUUGAAGGGAAAGGAAAAAUGAAGUGCCUGCUGCAGCAGGCAAGGCAGCAAAGCAAAGCAGGCAUGUUGCAGAGGAUCAGUGGUCUCAUCUCUUUCUCUUCUAGUCCAAGUCCAAGCGCCCCAAGUCUGGGUCAAGAUCCAACAUGGUCCCUCUAGCAACUCUUUGUUUUUUCCUCUAGCAUCCAUCUGCUCUUCUACCACUGUUUGGCCAUCAAGGAACCAAGACCACAUGGCAAGGACAGCUAUGGUGAUAGAUAAACCAUACUCUAGUAGCAUCUCUGUAAUCCUAAUCACAUUAAGUAGGAAACAAGUAAGUUUUUUUUUUCUACUCCGCAUAAUUAACUUUAUCUUAAGUCAAACUUUGACCAAAUUUAGAGAAAAAAUUAAUUACAUCUACAAUACCAAAUCAAUAUCAUUAGAUCCGUUAUUGUAAAUGUUAAUAUCAUGUACUAUGACUUAUUGAUCUUAAAAUGUGAGAUGUAUCUUCUUGUAUCUGUUGCUUGUUGAGAUUUGUUGUUUGCCAGUUAAAUAAACCACGAAAAGAACAAAAAUAGUUGGAACGAGCAAUGUUAGUUAGAUUAUUUUUCUGUCGCCACAUAUGUUUGCUCACUUCAACUGUGAAAACAUUCGAGUACUCAUAACCGAAUCCCUGUGGAGAACGUGACAACCUCUAUAUGUACAUGUGAUCAAUUUGCUCGUAGGUGAGUUUAUUAUUUUUCAAUGUUGAAUUUAUUUUUUAAAAAUGUGAAAGUGAAUUAUCUUGUCAUCUUGUGAAUCUUGAACAUGUCGUGCAUAGUAGUAUGUAUCCAUUUGCAUGCUCCAUAAGCAACAACAAACCAUGUGGGACACUCUCGGUUAGGCAAUCUUUUUUCUUUUGUAAAAAAGAACACACUCGCUUUUUAACAAAUUAGAGGGAUAUAAAUUCUAGUCAACGUCGAACUUUGUACACCUUGGCUAAGUUUAUAGGAAAAAUUAUCAAUUUUUAUGCCCCAUGGUUGGGAGUGCAGGUGAUCCUGAGGAGAAUUGCAGGCUUCUGCAACCAAUGGAAGAUCCUGUGCAAAGAGGCUGCAAGAGAGCGCGUGGAGAAUCUAAUAUCAUCUCUGUGGGAACUAUCCAGGCAGCCGCCUCUGCUGCUUUGGCCAGAGCCAGGGUGAGGAAGAAUGAACUGUGGAUGGAAUACUAUCGGAAGAAGAAGGCAGAAGGAUGGUGUGGUAUCGAGGGCGGGCUACUCAUGGCAGGAUGAAAAGAAAAAAGAGAUGGAUACCAGAUCCAGACCUUCAUGAUGUUCGGCAUUAGCCUUUUAAUUUUCUGUCAGUAGACAUUUGAGUAGUUGGAGAUUGUAAGAGGUUUUAGCAAGAGUUCAGGAGUUAGUUGGAUUUCAUGCCGGAGGGCGCUAGAAACCCUCCCGCGAGCUGUAAUGAGAAUUUCUGUGGUUUCAUUUUAAGUAAUGAAACCGGGGCAAGAGCCAUUUUCCUCUUAAAAAAUUAUCAAUAUUUACAAUGCCAACUCAAUACCGUUGGAUACAUAUAUGUUCGGUAUUGUAAUUGCUUAUGUUGGUUCUACAUACAAAUUUAGCGGAGAAAUUUUAAUCUGGCAAGGAGUACUACAUAUGCAUAUAUUUUCAGUUUAAAUACUGUAUUCACACAACAUCGAACACUCUUUUUUUUGUGCAUAUUCAAAUUCUUGGCGUUUUGGACGGUUUCUGUAAAAAAAAAACACAUCGGCUCUCUCUCUCGUCUGCAAUCGGGGUUGGGUUUCCCAUGGAGGAUGUCGCACGCCGCCAUGGCGGCGGAGGAGCCGACCUCAUCAGCGACCUGCCGGAGGAUCUGCUCCUCCAGGUCCUCGCCCGCCGCCGCGCGCACAGGCCUCCUCUCCCGCCGGUGGCGCGGCCUCUGGACCCGCCUCCCCGACCUCGUCUUCCGCGACGUCGCGCUCGGCCCGCCCCGCUCCUACCCGCGCUCGCCUCGCUCCAAGCCGCGGCCGGCCCCGGGGUGACCCUCCUCGAUAUCCGCGUCGCAGGGCUUGAGCGGGAGGCUUCCUUGGUCUCUUCGCUGCUCCAUGCCGCCGCGGGGCUCUCGCCGGCGGAGCUCCGCCUGGCCCUCCAACGCGACAUCCAGUUCUUCCACGUGGAGAUGCCUCGCUUCCACCGCGCCACCUCCAUCGACCUCGCCGCGCACUACCUCCACCUCUUGCUGUCACGCAUCAGCAGGUUCCCGGCGCUCCAGAGGCUGUCCCUCUCCGGCUGCCGCGUCGACCUCGCCGACCUGGUCCACCGCUGCCCGUGCCUGCGGGUGCUCAGGGUGGCCGACGCCCGACGGGUUCCUCAACAGCAAUAUCACCAUCAAAUCGGAGUCGUUGGAGGAGCUCGCUGUGGAGAGCCUGAACAAAUGGACAGAGUGUAUCUGCGUCGAGGCCCCCCAUGCUCAAGAAUUUGGCAAUGUCAUUCAGCAUCGACAGCGAGCUCACCGUGUCCAUCGCCGCGCCAAUUGUGGAGAAGGUCUCUUGGGAGUGCUCAUAUUCCUAUUCCUCGCUGACUCGUGGGCUUGGUCCAUGGAGCCUCUCAAACCUGAGCUUACAUGCCGCAGAAAGCCAUGAAGACAUGGUGCUCACCGACACCGGCCGGCUCUCCAACGCUUAUGUCCUGUCCCUGCAAAUAUGGCCUUGUGUAUGUCUCAUGUCCUAUACUCAAUCGACUUGAUUACCCGACUAAAUUAAACCUAUGCAUGAUACACUACCGUUAUCCUGAUGCAGGGUUUGACUAGUUAGUUAUCCUGAUGCAGAGUUCAGCUUGGAGCAGGAAAUAGAGACACAUCUGGUUACUGACUUCUCUGUUUUGGAGCUACAUUUCACGACAAUGGAGCUUGAUCAUCGUGUCAGAUCUGUGAGGCAUGUCUUUGGAGCAUUUGCGUUGCAUCUACUUGGGAUGCAUCCGAUUCGUUCUGCUACACGAAAGCUUAAGAUCAUCGUACAGAGAUCAGAGUUCAAAGAAGAAUGCCCGGUAAAUUGUCCCUGCGAUGAGCCGAAGAGCUGGAGAAGCAAAAAUAUCUCCUUGAUCAAUCUCGAAGAAGUGGAAAUGGAAGGCUUCGAAGGGGAGGACCAUGAGUUUGAUUUGCUGAAAGUGAUAAUCAGAUGCGCACCAACGCUUAAAAGAUUGGCCGUGCAGAUGUCUGAUGAGGUCAGAACAAGUAACGACCAGUGUUCGAAAAUAUACGACAUCUUCAAGGCGCAUCCUUCCGUGGAAUGCAAUGUUGAUCUUAGUUCUGGUAAGAAGGUUCUGCUGCUGCAUAAAUGAUUAGUAUGCUCCUAGAUGAAACUAUAUACGUAUUUUUUAACCCUUGCACACUUAGACGAAGCCUAAACUCAUGAUCAUGACCGUUCACCUUGUGCCUAUA